This is a messenger RNA of Peromyscus eremicus (cactus mouse), 872 nucleotides long. It is a transcript of the gene Erh, whose product is annotated as ERH mRNA splicing and mitosis factor. The record is from RefSeq and is a predicted model, not a curated record. The transcript is spliced from 4 exons. The coding region runs from base 16 to 489 and encodes 157 amino acids. Lineage: Eukaryota; Metazoa; Chordata; Mammalia; Rodentia; Cricetidae.
CUCUAGAAACCGGAAAUGUGCGACGCUCCAUGGUCCAAAAAGGCUCUUUCGCGUCGCGCUUCCGACGAUUUCCGGCGGCCGCUCUCGCGGGAUUGGCUGUUGGCGGCGUUGCGGCUGAGCUCGUGUGCGGCGGCGGCGGUGUUGAGCGGCGGCUGCAGCAAAGCGUUUGGCGCGAUGUCUCACACCAUUUUGUUGGUACAGCCUACCAAGAGACCAGAAGGCAGGACUUACGCGGACUAUGAGUCUGUGAAUGAGUGCAUGGAAGGUGUUUGUAAAAUGUAUGAAGAACAUCUGAAGAGAAUGAAUCCCAACAGCCCCUCCAUCACAUACGAUAUCAGUCAGUUGUUUGACUUUAUCGAUGAUCUGGCAGAUCUCAGCUGUCUUGUUUACCGAGCUGAUACACAGACGUACCAGCCUUAUAACAAAGACUGGAUCAAAGAGAAGAUCUACGUGCUCCUUCGUCGACAGGCCCAACAGGCUGGGAAGUAGUUGAGUUGGAAGCAUUGGGGGCUGAGGGUGGGCUUGGAACAGGUGCAUACAGCGUGCUGUAGUGAACAUUUUGUAUGAUAGUAACCCUGUUUCCAUUUUGUUACUAGAGCCAAGAUUGAAUGUAUGACACGAUAGUGAAUGAUCUUUUCAUUCGAAACCACCGUUGCCCCUUUGCUCCUUUCCUUUCUUUUUUUACUUAAACAUUUUUAUGAUAAUUCAGAGAGAAAGUGUUCUUGGCCAGUUAAGGUUGGUUCCAGUCCUGGAAACUGUUUGUAUCUGCUUUACAGCAGUGAGUGCACUAACCCUUUGUGGGGGGUAGGGAUGGUGACAGCUUAGUUAUGUCCUCUGGGAAAGUCUUAGUGAAAAAUAAAAAAUGUUCUGUA